UGCCGUUCGCAGUCGGCCUCAUCAAUGCUCCCCUCGACGACGUUUUCGUUUAUCAAACGCACCAGUAUAGCAGCCGUCCCGGGUCCAGUUGCAAGACACUUUGAGACACAUUUAUUACCCCCACUCUCUCCAAACCUACUUGGGGCAUGCACGGACGCAUUCAUCAGGAACGAAAAGCCCCAAGACAGGCGAGGACGCGGAGCUCACGCCCCUUCCCCACCCUGCGGCCCCAAGACGCACCCCUCACGGCCCCUCCUCUAUCACGGUCGCAUCAGGACUGCCCACCCUUGCAUCUUGCAUGGCAGCUUGGACCUGGGCCUGUCCACACCCCGAUGCUGCCCUCUGGCGAAGCAGCAUGUUGGACUUUAAUAUCCGUCAUUGGUGCUGCUCUUCUCCCUCUCGUGGGGUCGGUCCUGCACGACUCGGACGCUGUUUACCUCCUGGCGCUGCUGGCUUGCGUCCCGCGGUUUCGCGCCGACCAACCCAUCGCCGGAGUCCAGCAUGAUAGCCCGGAUGCAGCGGGCCAGGGUGUGCCUUCUAGUCGAGCUAUCCAUCCAUUUGUAUUCCUUGAACUGACCGAAUCCACUCGUUGCAUUACUCGCCACCAUUCUCUGUAUCACAAACUUUCGGCACACGACCAAGCGCCUUUUCCACGAUCCCGACGGUUGGACCGGCUCCAUCGCAAGUCCUGCCGUUCUGCCCAGGAAAGGAAGGCGGCUGCAUCGCUGGUCAUGCCAGCUUCCUAACGGUGGAACGUCGACGAAGUCAUUGUUUUCCUCAUCCGGGAUCACCCAGGCGCAACGGCACCACAAGACCAAAGCCGCGACUCAGUUUUCUUGUGUGUUUAUUCCAUUGCUGGUGCGCAGAUGG
Messenger RNA from Chaetomium strumarium, 870 nucleotides. RefSeq lists its product as uncharacterized. NCBI's taxonomy places the organism in Eukaryota, Fungi, Ascomycota, Sordariomycetes, Sordariales, Chaetomiaceae. The record is from RefSeq and is a predicted model, not a curated record. Bases 147 to 746 code for a protein of 199 amino acids. The transcript has a single exon.